This is a messenger RNA of Pseudophryne corroboree (corroboree frog), 1682 nucleotides long. RefSeq names its product putative mediator of RNA polymerase II transcription subunit 29. NCBI's taxonomy places the organism in Eukaryota, Metazoa, Chordata, Amphibia, Anura, Myobatrachidae. The transcript has 5 exons. The coding region runs from base 1 to 1677 and encodes 558 amino acids. The record is from RefSeq and is a predicted model, not a curated record.
AUGCUUGAAGCGCAGAUAGUUGCUAUCCCUAAGCCAGACCUUAGUGUUAUAGCAUGGAAAGGGGAUGAUAACACAGUUAUGAAUUUUGUUGAUUUCUUAAACACUAAUGAGUAUGGUUUGUCCUUCACUUGCACACACCACCCCUCACAAAUUAAUUUUCUGGACAUAACGGUGGAGGCGGUAGAGGAGAAACUGAUGGUGUCAUCCUAUAAAAAAUCCGUUGACGCCUGUAGUUACAUCCCGUAUACGAGCAACCAUAAGAAAGGUUGGCUUAAUAAUGUACCUAAAAGUCAACUUUUUAGGAUUAGACGUAACUGCACAUUAGAUUGUACUUUUGCUGAGCAAGCUGAGGAACUUAUUACCUCCUUGAGAAAACGUGAUUAUCCCGAGGAUGUAUUAGAAGAGGCCAUAGCCUAUUCACAAACAUUAGAUAGGAGGAGUAUCUUAGAAACUACUAACACACAAUCAUCUUAUGUGAACCCAAAUGAGAAAGAAGGUUCAUGUACUAUCAUAGCACGAGAUAUCCCUCCAUCCAUUGAAACAGUUACUGAGGAACCUAGAUCUACUAAUAAUAAUAAUAAUAAUAAAAAUAAUAAUAAAAAUAAAAAAGUUAACAGUGAUAAUAAAACUCAAAAAAUUAAUCAAUAUAAUCUGGCUUUCAAAUCAAAAUUUAAUGUAAAAGCAAAUAAAAUCUCUUGUAUAAUUAAACUACGCCAGAGAAGCAGCACAGCCAGGCCACAGCCAACACUGCCAAGUGAUGCAGAUGGUGGGAAUGCAGGUUCUUCUUCUGCAAACCCCCCUCCACUAAGGCGCCCAUCACAGGGCUCGGUGAGUGUGCCUAGGAGGCCAACCAAGAGACGUCGUCUUGAGGCUGAAUCUGCUGCUCCAUCAUCACCACCCCAACGGCGCAUCUCCGCAGUGUUGUCCCUGCCACCACAAGCAAUUUUGGCGAGUCCACAAAGCGAGGAUCCACAAUCACCUCAGCUGUCUGAACCACCCAUCAUGGUCGAGGACGCACAGCAGGAAAGUGACCAGCAGCCUACCUACACACUACACCUGCAGCCAAUUGAUCCUACCCAGCCAACCACGCAGCAGGACAUAACACAAACACCCCAAACAUCCCAUAGCCCCCAAUUGAGGCCAACACCACCCCAGCAACAAAUGGCCCCUGAGUUUUGGAACAGUUGGGCCACACAACAGGCACAAAACUAUGCCUGCCUGAACACCCACACCCAAUACCUUGCCAGUCUGCCCCAUCAUCUUCCUCGCCUCAGUCGGAACUCAGGCAGACUGAUAGUUCAGGUUGGCAGAAUUGGCAAUUCAAUGGAGCAGAUGAGGGCAGACAACAGUCAAAUGCAAGCCAAUUUGCUCAGAAUCAUCGAUGAACAACAGCGGCAGCAACAAGCCCUCAUACAAAUAAUACAACACAACCAACUGGUCAACGAAAACCUAUCCAGAAUUAUUGCCAGCAACACUGCCACAAAUACCCAACUGACUGCAAGCAUACACAACCUCAGCCAAAGCAUUAAUGUGUUGGCAUCCCAACAAAUCAGCUCAAGCUCCGGAACUACUACACCAAGCCAGGCCCCAGUUACCUCCCCUGUUAGACGCUCCAGCAGAACACGGGCCAACGAACCAGGUCAAUCCUCUGCACCCAGCACACAAAAAAAUAAAUAAUGAAG